GGCGGGCGGGCGGGCGGCAGCUGCAACGUAGCCUGGCGGCCCCAGCGGCGCGAGCAACCGCCCCAGAGGCCCCCGCGGCAGUGCGGCCGCGCUGAGGCGCGCUCCCUGCCUGCUCCGCGCCGCCCGCCCGCCCGGGGCCGCCCUACCUCGGCCCCCGGCCGCCGCCGUCGCCGCCGCCCCGAUGAGCUCGUACUUCGUGAACCCGCUGUACUCCAAGUACAAGGCGGCGGCCGCACCGGCGGCCGCGGCGUGCGAGGCCAUCAAUCCCACUUACUACGACUGUCACUUCGCGCCCGAGGUCGGCGGCCGCCACGCCGCCGCCGCCGCCGCCUUGCAGCUCUAUGGCAACAGCGCCGCCGGCUUCCCGCACGCGCCCCCGCAGGCGCACGCGCACCCGCACCCAUCGCCACCGCCCGCGGGGCCGGGUUGCGGUGGUGGGGGCGGCCGGGGUCCCGGCCAGGACUACUUCCACUCCGGCGGGGGCAGCCCGGCCGCAGGCUACCAGGCCGCCCCCCCUCCUCCGCCGCCGCCUCCCCCCUGCGGCGGGAUUGCCUGUCACGGGGAGCCCGCGAAGUUUUACGGAUACGAUAACUUACAGAGACAGCCGAUUUUUACGACCCAGCAAGAGGCCGAGCUGGUACAAUAUCCUGACUGUAAAUCGUCCAGUGGUAAUAUUGGCGAGGACCCAGACCACUUAAAUCAGAGCUCGUCUCCUUCUCAAAUGUUUCCCUGGAUGAGACCACAAGCAGCUCCUGGUAGACGAAGAGGAAGACAAACCUACAGUCGAUUCCAAACCCUAGAGCUGGAAAAGGAAUUCCUUUUUAACCCUUAUCUGACCAGGAAGAGAAGAAUCGAGGUUUCCCACGCCUUAGCCCUCACUGAGAGACAGGUAAAAAUCUGGUUCCAGAACAGGAGAAUGAAAUGGAAAAAGGAGAACAACAAGGACAAAUUCCCGGCUUCCCGACAGGAGGCCAAGGAUGGGGAAACCAAAAAGGAAGCCCAAGAGCUGGAGGAAGACCAAGCCGAAGGCCCGACAAAUUAACUUCUACCUUUAAAAUGUUACCGCAGACUAUUAAAACUAAUGAUCAGCAGAUGCUGGUGGACACCACCUAUUUUCUUUGUUGGAAAGUACUUUACCUGUAUUUCAAGCUACCUUCAUGUCACUGCUCUUGAGGUUUCUAUGCUUUGAGAGGGAUUUGGGUGUUUUAAAAAACAAGUUCUAGUGUCGCAUAGAAGCAGCCCUUGAGCUGUCCUAUGGAAGAGUAAUUUGAUACUGACCUUGUAGCUAUAUUUUUAUAAUGGUAGAUUUUAAUGUCUGAGCUGGUGAUUUUGCCUCAACAACGUAAACUUCCUAAUGAUUAGCACUAAAUAAUUGAAUAUGAAAUGCUUUAUUAAUCGAACAAGUGCACUUGAACAUUUUAAAUCUUUUCUUUAUGGUGAGUAAAUUAAAAGAAGUCUAUUAAUGUUUAAAAAAAAAUUAUGCCCGCAGAAUAUUUACUUUAUAUUAUUUGAUUUAAAUGUAUUAUUUAUAUUUUUUCUUUCUACUUUUAUAAUGAAUGGUUCGGGUGCCUUUUGUUUACUCCUAAAAGGUUUCUUUGAGUAUUUUGUAAAUGUAAUAUCUCUGGGAAAAAGUCUGGGCCAAAUAUUUGAAAAGCACAUAUUAGCUGAAGAGUAAUGUGUAGUGCUGGCUCUGCAGCUUCCUUAAACUUGGGGAAAAUGUUGGGCCAGUGGCAGAAGUUUCAGGACAAUGUCAAAGCUGACAUUUAAUAAUUUCUCUAUAGUUUAUACAAAUUAUGGCAAUUUAAUCAUCCAGAGUGAAUGAAUACUUGAAAAGCCAAUUAUAGCAUUUUCACUCAUAUCGUUUUUACUGUGGCAAGUCGCCUUGUGGAAUGCGACUCUCGUUUCUGAACUUGCUUUCAUUUUGAACUGUGCUUGGUAUCGCCUGAAAUUGCUAGGUCUCUGUGCUGUGGCCGCCGCUGUGAUUCCGUUUUUUUGAGGAGGUGCCAUAUUUAUUUGUAUUCCCCUUCGCUCUGUUUGCACGCCCAUUGUGAGCCAACUUGCUGUGCGCGUCUCAGAUGUCGGUUGGUACGUCCUCUGCUGUUCUCCAGGUUGGCCUCAUUUAUUUGAAACAAGCCUUGAGAGCAAACGCAGAAAAAUCCGAGUGUAAACAACCGCUGCAGAACAUAGCUAGCCCCUUAAUAAAAGAAAUGAAUCUUU
Messenger RNA from Hippopotamus amphibius kiboko, 2217 nucleotides. It is a transcript of the gene HOXD8, whose product is annotated as homeobox D8. The record is from RefSeq and is a predicted model, not a curated record. The coding region runs from base 182 to 1042 and encodes 286 amino acids. Gene Ontology annotation, cellular component: nucleus. NCBI's taxonomy places the organism in Eukaryota, Metazoa, Chordata, Mammalia, Artiodactyla, Hippopotamidae. The transcript has 2 exons. Gene Ontology annotation, molecular function: RNA polymerase II transcription regulatory region sequence-specific DNA binding; DNA-binding transcription factor activity, RNA polymerase II-specific. Gene Ontology annotation, biological process: regulation of transcription by RNA polymerase II.